CGAUUAAUGGUCGGUCUACUUCCACGCAUCCAUCUCCGUUUCGCUCAUUGUCUCCAGAGAGACGCACACACAACAACUCCAAGAGUCCAGUCAGGCCCCGUGACUUCCAGAGUUCUUCAUUAGACCAGAAAGCGAUCAUCAUUGAUCCCCGAAAACACACCACGGCAUCUAGAAUAAGAAUACGGACAGGACGUCCUCCGCAGUUGCUAUGCGACUCUUCGUCAUCCCUAUCUCGACGCGACAAGCUCUGAUCUAUGCUCGCCCCCUCCGCCGCGGUCCGUCGCAAGCACCUUCGAUACACGAGAAGAUCACGCAGAAAGCCGCAGAAACAUGGGCCAAAUGGGAGGAGGCCGAUAAAGGAUGGAAGAAGCACCUGGUUUCGUGGGGUAAUAGAGUCCAACAACGAAUCCCAUAUCAAGAAUGGGGCCUGAAAAGCAUUCCAUCGCUGGAGUCAGCGCGACGAGUUGAUGAAUCCCACGGGACGAAAAAAGUGGAUGUGCUUUUUCCGGGGAAUGCAAUCCGGCCUGAAAAGCUCCGAACCAUGCUGCAAGCCAUUGCGACCGAGAGACAGGACUUGCAUCGCCGGAGGAUGUGGUUGAGCCUCCUCGUGACUCCUCUAACCAUUCCCAUUGGACUCAUCCCUCUUGUACCUAAUGUUCCUUUCUUCUACCUCGUGUACCGAGCAUGGUCCCAUGGACGAGCAUUGAAUGGCUCCAAGCAUCUGGAGGUUCUCCUGGAAAGGGAUCUCUUGAAUCCAACAUCACACCCUGGGCUUGAAGAACUGUAUGCGAGGCGGGUCUCCUACGCGCUGGAGAGCACGGGGGUAGGCAAGCCCAUAUCGGAGAUGGUGGAAGAAGUUGAGAAGAGCGAUGACCGGCUACUACUUCGUAUGAAGGAUGCGAAGAAACUGGCUUCAAUCCUUGAGGCACCCGACCUUGCGUUGGAAGCGGAGCGAGCCAUUAUACAAGUGGAAGAGGAACUGAAAACGCAAACCAAAAAAGAGGGUGAGGAUGGAACUUCCGACAAGAAAAGUACAUGACUUCUGUCUUUGAUUGGGAUGAGGAGUCCCGAGUGAGUAUCCUCAUGGCUUAAUGGUUGCUAGCUGCCCGGGGGCUUCUUCCGAUGUAUAACUGUUCGUGCAGGGAUGCGGUACAUAGUGUUGGCCAUGGUGCAUGGCGAAACCAGCUUGGCAGAGCACAGCCUGGUAGAGGGGCGAGUAAUGUCUAGACAUUUUUUUAGAUAUUUAUAUGGAAAACCCACGACUUGACAUGG
This is a messenger RNA of Aspergillus ibericus CBS 121593, 1272 nucleotides long. RefSeq names its product mitochondrial K+-H+ exchange-related family protein. Gene Ontology annotation, biological process: proton transmembrane transport; potassium ion transport. The record is from RefSeq and is a predicted model, not a curated record. Gene Ontology annotation, cellular component: mitochondrial inner membrane. Lineage: Eukaryota; Fungi; Ascomycota; Eurotiomycetes; Eurotiales; Aspergillaceae. The transcript has 4 exons. Bases 209 to 1039 code for a protein of 276 amino acids.